This is a messenger RNA of Exophiala xenobiotica, 1405 nucleotides long. RefSeq lists its product as uncharacterized. Gene Ontology annotation, cellular component: mitochondrion. NCBI's taxonomy places the organism in Eukaryota, Fungi, Ascomycota, Eurotiomycetes, Chaetothyriales, Herpotrichiellaceae. Bases 130 to 1224 code for a protein of 364 amino acids. The transcript has 2 exons. Gene Ontology annotation, molecular function: oxidoreductase activity; zinc ion binding. The record is from RefSeq and is a predicted model, not a curated record.
CCCGCCAAUGGACUGGUCAACUCCACGGCAAGCAUUGUGAUAUUAUGGUAUGAGUGAAGAUAGAUUCCUGCAAUGAUUGCGCUUUCUCCUCGAACCCCGUCCUGAUAUCCUCCUGCACCUUCGCCCAACAUGAAAGCCAUACAAGUCACUAAAUAUGUGUCCGGACCUCAAGAGCUGUCUGUGACCACGUUACCUACCCCAACUCCCGAUCCAACGAAAUACCUGAUCAAGAUCCAUGCCUGCGGGACGAAUUUCUUUGACCUCCUCCAGAUCCAGGGCAAAUAUCAACAUCAGCCGCCCUUGCCAUGGAUCUCGGGUAUGGAAUUUGCCGGUGUCGUCAUUGCCACGCCCACAUCGACCCAGGGGACUUCGGGCGCUGUUGCGAGCAGCCUAGACGGGACCGUGAACACAAGGAGAGACCACUUGUUCAAGGUCGGUGACAGAGUGUUUGGCGGAUUCCAUGGAGCAUAUGCAACACAUAUUUCAGUGCCUGAAUCAAACCUGUUUCCUAUACCUGAAGGUUGGAGUUUUGCAGAUGCGUCCGGCAUCUACGUGACCACUCCGACCGCAUAUGGUGCAUUGGUAACAAGAGCAAAGACACAACCAGGCGAGUGGGUUCUCGUACAUGCCGGGGCUGGUGGUGUUGGUCUGUCUGCCGUUCAGAUCGCAAAAGCACUGGGAGCUACGGUUAUCGCGACGGCAAGCACAGACCGAAAGAGGCAGGUUUGUCUGGAUUUUGGUGCGGACUAUGUGGUCGACUAUCGUGAUAAGGCCUGGCCACAAAAGGUAAUUGAGCUUUGUGCAAAACAUCGAACAGGCAACGGCAAGGCCGGUGUGGACGUGGUGUAUGAUCCAGUUGGCAUGAUUGACCCGUCGAUGAAGUGUAUAGCGUGGAAUGGGCGGCUACUCGUCAUUGGCUUUGCCGGCGGCAACAUUGAGAAAGUCGCCCUCAACCGAGUUCUACUAAAGAAUAUCAGCAUUGUCGGUCUGCAUUGGGGCAUGUAUAGCACGAAGGAACCGGAGACCAUGCACACAGUGUGGCAAGGCAUCUUCGACAUGAUCAAGGCUGGUAAGCUGAAGGGUAUCACAUAUACAGACAAGCACUACAAGGGCCUGGAAAGCGUUCCUCAAGCAUUGAUCGCGCUUGGUGCACGCGACACUUGGGGCAAGGUAGUCGUUGAACUCGGAGAGCAUGAAGGCGAAGAAGGAAAGAGUAAGCUGUGAAGCUCGAUGAUCGCGUAUAACUGCAAAAGAUCGUUGCCGUGGGAUCGAAGUUUUCUAUCUCUGGGUAAAAGGCUCCCUCCUUCGUAGACUCCAUAAAACUGCAUUGAUACUUUUUGUCUGUUGGGCAGGUGUUUACUGGACAGCAAUGGCUUCAAUCUCAACAUCAACGCCCUUGGGAAGC